Molecule: messenger RNA, 2172 nt
Organism: Cyanidioschyzon merolae strain 10D
Lineage: Eukaryota; Rhodophyta; Bangiophyceae; Cyanidiales; Cyanidiaceae
Exons: 1
Coding region: 1-2172 (723 amino acids)
Source: RefSeq, a predicted model, not a curated record
AUGGCCUCUGAGGAGGCCGUACUAGCUGGUAACUGUAGCAGCGAGCAGGAUGCGUCGGGCACUGCAGUCGUUGCGUGCGCAGAGUCGGCGGCAUCAUUCGACGAGCAGGCUGCAGCAGCGCAACAGAAUCAACUGCUCACUGCCGCUGCAGCAACAGACGGCAGCAGUGCGCGCGAUGAAAAACACAGCACGGAAACAGAGGAGGCUUUGAGGGCAAGCGUAGCGUCCGCGCCGUUCCAGCAGUGCUCCUCUGCUGGGGCGAUGUUUCCCAGCGCCGCGGACGAGCUCGUGGAGCGAGCGCUGCACGAUGAUCGGUCGCUGGCAGCCUUGCUGAACGCGGACGGUCCGGUACGAUGGCCGUCCUCCGAAGUGGUGCUCCAUCAGGUAGCAUGCUCUCUCGAGCGGCGUUACCUGCUGCACCCCGGAACCAUGUACAUCUCAAAAAGGUACUUGUGCUUCCAGCUCACGUCAAGCGGCAGCUCAUCGUUUCUGGAGGCUGCAGGAGCCUCCGCUAGUAGCUUUCUCAGCUUUGGAUAUAGGUCCAGCCCAGCGGCAAACAGCGGUUCUGCUGCACUGGCCCAAGCGGAACGGCGCAGUGUCCCUGAAGCAGACGGAGACGCCGUCUGCUCCGCCAGGGACUGUGCCUCGAGCGUUGCUUCCCCGCGUUCUGCGAGCGGCAACGGUACCACGGUCUCGCCAGGAAGUUUGGCGCAGCAGAGGGCUAGCGAUUCCGGGUCUACGACGCUCUGGCUGAUUCCCUUCGAGGCAGUGACUUCCGUUCGCAAAUCAUCAUACCUGUAUCUGGAGAGCGCGUUGGAGGUUUCGACGACCUUUGGUCUCUGCAAUCAUACUCGACAUGGCGGCGUGUUCUGGACGAAACCGCAAGAGGCUGUCUCAGGGAUCAAACUACUCCGGUUUGCUGCCUUUUCUGAGCCGAACCGGGAUGUCGUGUACCAGUACGUCAUGAAGGCUUGGAUGGCUCGACUGAGUCUGCUCGCGCUGGAGGGUCGACUCCCGCUCACGAUGCAGACACCCAGCACACAGCACGCUCUGGACAACGCAGGGAAGCCCGCGACGCAACCGGGCUCUGAAAACAAUAUGUUUAUCGCGGGCGUUUCGGAGGUGAAAAACGAACCUCGCACCACCAAGACGAAUACAGCGGUUACCGGUGGCCUCGCGCUGUCAAAUGCUGUGGCUUCUCAGGAGACGCUGAAAACGCCAGACACCAGCGCCAACGGGUCUGUUGUGGAGUCACUAUCACGGGAGGACGGUGCUGCGGUUGCAGUUGAAACGCCCUACGACAUCGACGCGGGACAAGUUGUGCUCGAGAUACCAGCACACAUCACCUCUGCCCAGACAGCUGACAAGGUCCCCGAGGCUUUGCUCUUUGAACUCUUUUUCGCCGAUACCGCAACGCUGCCCAAGCAGUUGAAUGAGGCCCUCGGACACACGGAGCUGCAGAUGAGCACCUGGCAACUCAUUGAGCCAGCCUCGGACGCAGCUGUGCAUGCUGCGAGCGCUUUCCCAUCACGCCAUCGGACGAUAUCAUAUCAGGUGACGGUGCGGCGGGGUAUCCUGAGCUUCACCGGUCACUGCACGGAGUCGCAAUCGUUCCGCUUAACGCCCCCGGCAUUGCGGGAUGCCGGAUACCCGUACGGAGCGCUCUACGAAAUGUCCGUCAUCACUCGAGACAUGCCCUCAUCGGACACGUUUCUUGUCCGCCAGCGAAUUUUUUUCGAUAUGCAGCAGAUAGACAAGGUGUGGCGAGUACGCGUUCGCGCGGUUCUCGGUAUCCAGUGGCUUGGACGCACCGUCUGGCGGCCUUUCAUCGAGCGCAGUGUGGCGGCUCAGAGCCGCCACGCCUUUGAGCAGUACAGCAAGCUGAUGGACGCAGAAAUAUCCAAGUUUCGGGCACGAGAAGGUGCAGCUCAAAUUCAGCAUCAUCCGCAUGCCUCCAAACCAGAACCAAUCAUCGCUGUGAUGUGGGUUGUGCUCGCGAGCAGGGUGCGAUCGCUGGUGCAGCGCACUGCUCGGGCCGUGGAACAGGCCCUGGUACGACUACCACCACCGCUGCUCGCUCGUCUGUUUCUUACGCAAACGGUUCUCUUAAUGCUUUGCUCAGGUUUAUGCGGGUAUCUGUUGGGGCAGCUGAGUUCGCGCAGCUUGCCAUAG